Messenger RNA from Rangifer tarandus platyrhynchus (Svalbard reindeer), 2523 nucleotides. Lineage: Eukaryota; Metazoa; Chordata; Mammalia; Artiodactyla; Cervidae. The record is from the annotation of a GenBank genome assembly.
AUGUGGGGGAGGCUCUGGCCCCUCCUCCUGAGCUUCCUCACAGCAACUGCAGUCCCUGGACCCUCACUGGGGAGACCAUCCAGAGAAUUAGAUGCCACCCCGCGGAUGACCAUCCCCUAUGAAGAGCUCUCUGGGACCCGGCACUUCAAGGGCCAAGCCCAGAACUUCUCAACACUGCUGCUGGAGGAGGCCUCCGCAAGGCUGCUGGUGGGAGCCCGAGGUGCCCUGUUCUCUCUCAAUGCGCACGACAUAGGAGACGGGACUCACAAAGAGAUUCACUGGGAGGCCUCCCCAGAGAUGCAAAGCAAAUGUCAUCAAAAAGGGAAAAACAACCAGACUGAGUGUUUCAACCAUGUGCGAUUCCUGCAGCGGCUCAAUGCCACCCACCUCUACGCAUGUGGGACUCACGCCUUCCAGCCUCUCUGUGCAGCCAUUGAUGCUGAGACCUUCACCUUGCCAACCAGCUUUGAGGAGGGGAAGGAGAAGUGUCCUUACGAUCCAGCCCGCGGCUUCACUGGCCUCAUCAUUGAUGGAGGCCUCUACACAGCCACUCGGUAUGAAUUCCGGAGUAUCCCUGACAUCCGCCGGAGCCGGCACCCACACUCCCUGAGGACAGAGGAGGCACCGAUACACUGGCUCAAUGAUGCUGAGUUUGUGUUCUCCGUCCUGGUGCGGGAGAGCCAGGCCAGUGCCGUGGGUGACGACGACAAAGUUUACUACUUCUUCACGGAACGUGCUGCUGAGGAGGGUGCAGGCAGCUUUGCUCAGAGCCGCAGCAGUCACCGCGUGGCCCGUGUGGCCCGCGUGUGCAAGGGAGACCUGGGAGGGAAGAAGAUCCUGCAGAAGAAGUGGACCUCCUUCUUGAAGGCGCGCCUUAUCUGCCACAUCCCACAGUACGAGACACUGCGCAGUGUCUGCAGCCUGCAAGCUGAUACCUCAGCACACACACACUUCUAUGCGGCCUUCACGCUGACCACACAGUGGAAGACCCUGGAGGCCUCAGCCAUAUGCCGCUAUGACCUGGCCGAGGUGCAGGCUGUCUUCGCAGGCCCCUACAUGGAAUACCAGGAUGGUGUCCGGCGCUGGGGCCGCUACGAGGGUGGGGUGCCAGAGCCCCGGCCUGGCUCGUGCAUUACAGAUUCAUUGCGAAGCCAAGGCUACAACUCAUCCCAGGACUUGCCAUCUCUGGUCCUGGACUUUGUGAAGUUACACCCACUGAUGGCUCGGCCUGUGGUGCCCGCACGCGGACGGCCCCUGCUGCUCAAGCGCAGUGUGCGCUACACACACCUCACAGGGACACCUGUCAGCACACCCGCCGGACCCACCUAUGACCUGCUCUUUCUGGGCACAGCUGAUGGCUGGAUCCACAAGGCUGUGGUCCUGGGCUCUGGGAUGCACAUUAUUGAAGAGACACAGGUGUUCAAGGAGCCCCAGUCUGUGGAGAACUUGGUCAUCUCUCUGAUGCAGCAUAGCCUCUACGUGGGGGCCCCAAGUGGCGUCAUCCAGCUACCACUGUCCAGCUGUUCCCGCUACCGCUCCUGCUACGACUGCAUCCUGGCCCGGGACCCCUACUGUGGCUGGGACCCCAGCACCCAUGCCUGCAUGGUGACCACCACCGUAGCCAACAGAUCCCAGACACUCAUACAGGACAUGGAAAGAGGAAACCGAGGCUGCGAGGGCAACAGGGACACAGGGCCACCACCACCACUGAAGACCCGUUCUGUGCUCCGGGGCGAUGAUGUCCUAUUGCCCUGUGACCAGCCAUCCAACUUGGCCCGGGCCUUGUGGCUGCUCAAUGGGAGCAUGGGCCUGAGCGAUGGGCAGGAUGGCUACCGCGUGGGUGUGGAUGGGCUGCUGGUAACAGACACGCAGCCUGAGCACAGCGGCAACUACGGCUGCUAUGCUGAAGAGAACGGCCUCCGCACCCUGCUGGCCUCCUACAGCCUCACGGUGCGGCCAGCCACUCCAGCCCCUGCUCCACAAGGCCCUGCCAUGCCUGGGGCGCAGCUGGCUCCGGAUGUGCGGCUGCUCUAUGUGUUAGCCAUUGCUGCACUUGGUGGCCUCUGCCUCAUCCUGGCUUCCUCCCUCUUCUACGUGGCCUGUCUUCGGGGAGGUGGACGAGGGCACCAUCGAAAAUACUCACUGGGUCGGGCUGGCCGGGUAGGGGGCUCUGCUGUGCAGCUGCAGACGGUCUCAGGCCAGUGUCCUGGAGAGGAAGAGGACGGUGAUGAUGGGGAGGGGGUUGGGGGCCUGGAGGGUGGCUGCCUCCAGAUCAUCCCCGGAGAGGGGACCCCAGCCCCGCCGCCGCCGCCCCCCCCACCACCACCAACUGAGCUGACCAACGGGCUGGUGACGCUGCCCAGCCGGCUGCGCAGGAUGAAUGGCAACAGCUACGUGCUCCUGAGGCAGAGCAACAAUGGAGUGCCAGCGGGGCCCUGCUCCUUCGCGGAGGAGCUCAGCCGCAUCCUGGAGAAGAGGAAGCACACACAUCUCGUAGAGCACCUGGAUGAGAGCUCUGUCUGA